This is a messenger RNA of Leptopilina heterotoma, 723 nucleotides long. RefSeq lists its product as uncharacterized. The coding region runs from base 1 to 723 and encodes 240 amino acids. The record is from RefSeq and is a predicted model, not a curated record. Lineage: Eukaryota; Metazoa; Arthropoda; Insecta; Hymenoptera; Figitidae. The transcript has a single exon.
AUGCCAGGAAACAUCGACAGUUUGAAAACUAAACGGAAAACGUUCAAGUCGAAGUUGACAAGAACUAGUAAUUGGCUGAAGAGUGAGGAAUCGAAAGAUGUUUUAUCAGAAACUUUGGACUUAAAGCUCACGGAUUUUGUGGCCAAAUUUUCUGACUGGGAAGCAGACCAGGCACAGCUGCUAGCUCUUGAUACAGAACAUGAAGAGGAUCACGAAAAAGAAGCCGAUACAAUCACCAACACUUAUUUCAACAUCGCUGGAGAAUUAAAACGCUUACUUAAUCAGAGGAUAUUAUCAUCUUCUCAACUCACAUCAACGAAUCGUCACAUCAAUUCCUCAAAUGUCAACAACCAUGACGGAGGAGCCUCAGCCAAGCUUCCAGAAGUCGCACUACCGACCUUUGAUGGAAGUUUUGAGAAUUUCCGCCGCUUUCACGAUGAGUACCAGGCUGUCAUUCAUCAGAAUAAAAAAUUACAUAAUGUAACCAAGUUCCAUUAUUUGAAGUCUUGUCUUAACGGAGAACCUGCAGAUCUUAUCAGUGAAUUAGAAACCAACGGAGAAAAUUAUGAAAUUGCCUGGAAGUUGUUACAAGAUACUUACAAUAACCCACGACUGAUUCUACGACGACAUUGCUCACUGUUAAUGAGCUUGUACAAGAAAAAGGAUCAGAGAUGCCAUUGGGCGGAGGAAUUUCAUCCCCACUCUUGCGCCAUUUUACAUUGA